AUGUUUUAAUAUAUAUAUAAAAUCAGAGUCAGAAUGUGCUCACAUAACAGACUGAUAAAUAUGUUUAUACGCAGACAGAAAUUCUCUCAAAUUUCAGUAUUUUUGUGAACAGGUAUGCUUAGUUGGGAGACAUGGCUGCGAGUGGUCCAGCAGCUUGUGAGCACCAGAGCCGGCUACCCACGGCCAUGCAGGAGGCUGCUCAGGUGCAAUCCGUCGUACAAUGAGUGCAGCAGAUUCUCAACAUUCGAGUCGAGCUACAGACGUGAGAUUUGUUCUGGUGCCAAGCCAAAUAACACACAACGAUCGAUGUGUGACAAAAGUCGUAAGUCUCUGGUAAAGUCAACCGACUCGCCCAAGCUUAGCUUCGGUGGGAAACGCACGCGUCGGUUCCUCGGCUACACCGUCUUUCUGGGCAGCCUCUGCAGCAUCGUGCUGUGGGCGAUCUAUGAGCUGGGCAAGCCCGAGCAGGAUCAGUUUGGACGCAGCAUCGAGGAUGAGCUGAGCUCACUGCCAGUGCUGCAACAAUAUGUGCAGCGGAUGUGGCACUCGUUGCACUACUACCAAAAGAUGUUGGAGGAGCCAACGACCACCAAGCUGCUGCCGGACGUACUCUGUGCGCCGUACAUACAGCCGCCCUACACUCUGGUUCUGGAGAUGCGCGACAUCCUGGUACAUCCCGAUUGGACGUACCAGACGGGCUGGCGCUUCAAGAAACGUCCCGGCGUUGAUCACUUUCUGCGGCAGUGCAGCAAGCACUUUGAAAUAGUCGUAUAUACGGCCGAGCAGGGCAUGACGGCAUUUCCCAUACUGGAUGCACUCGAUCCGAACGGUUACAUAUGCUAUCGACUGGUGCGAGGCGCCACCCAGCUGCUGGAUGGGCAGCACAUCAAGAACCUAAACCAUCUCAAUCGCAAUCUUCGUCGCGUUAUUGUCAUCGACUGGAAUCGUUGCGCUGUUCCGCUGCAUCCGGACAACAUCUUUGCCAUUACCCGCUGGGUGGGCAACGACGAUGAUGUGCAGCUCUUCGACCUGGCUGCGUUUUUGGGACUCAUUGCCGAUCACAAGAUGGACGAUGUGCGCGAAGUCUUGCAUUAUUAUCGUCAGUUCGAGGAUCCCAUCGAGCAGUUCAAGGAGAAUCAGCGCAAACUACUCGAAAUGAAACAGGAGAAGCCAGACUCGAGGUCUCUGAAAUAAAAUGUUGCUAGUAGAAAGAAGAAUCCAAUCCAGUGAAUUUU
This is a messenger RNA of Drosophila hydei, 1235 nucleotides long. RefSeq names its product mitochondrial import inner membrane translocase subunit TIM50-A (gene ttm3). Gene Ontology annotation, molecular function: phosphoprotein phosphatase activity. Lineage: Eukaryota; Metazoa; Arthropoda; Insecta; Diptera; Drosophilidae. The transcript is spliced from 2 exons. The coding region runs from base 115 to 1194 and encodes 359 amino acids. The record is from RefSeq and is a predicted model, not a curated record.